AGACAUGACGGGGACGAGGAGGAAGAGGAGGAGGGGAAGGAGGAAGAGGAGGAGGAAGAGGCGGCGGCCCACCCCGGAACCCUGUGCUCGCUGCCCGCGCUGCCGCCCGGAGCUCUGCGGCUGGUGCACGGCGGAGGCUGAGGGCAGCGAUCGCCAUGCCAAAGUUACCGAAAACCAAAGGAGCGAAGCAAGAGAAAAAAGUUAUCCAUCCUUACAGCAGAAAAGCUGCACAACUUGCAAGGGAAGCACACAAACAGGAUAAGAAAGAAAAGUUGAAGACUGAAAAAGCUUUGCGUUUGAAUAUUAUUGGAGAAAAGUUGCAAUGGUUUCAAAGUCACCUUGACCCCAAUAAAACUGACUACACAAAGAAAGAAGCUUGUGAACUAAUUGAAGAAUACAUAUGCCGAUUCAGUGGUGAACUGGAGCAGAUUGAAUUACGAAACAGUAUUAAAGGUAGACAGGGAAGACAGCAUGGUUCACGGGAAACUGUCAUCAAGCAGACCAUGGAACGAGAAAGACAGCUCUAUGAAGGCUACGGGAUAGAAAUCCCAGACAUUGUGAACAGCAAGCAUCUUAAAUUUUUCAGGGAAUGGGAUGGUGAUCUGAAGAAACUGCCAAACAUCAAAAUGAGAAAGCUGUCAGUGAGGGAUGCUGUCUGCAGUCGCACUGAGGUGGCAGAUGCAGAAGCUGAAGAAUUGAGUCAAGCAGAAGACACGGCCUCAUGACCACCAGCUGAUUCAAGGGCUGAAGCAGCUGAAGGGAUUUGUAAGAAACCUAUUUUAAUUAGCACUGGAAACAAGAAUAAAGCUAGUGUUUCUAAUUAUAUUUGCAUAGUCUUUGCUAAUUGCAUUUUUGAUAAGCUCACUGUGUACUUAUGCUAGAGAGCAAACAUUCAGCAGCAGCAUAUUACUCAGUUACAAUUUUCAUAUAUAAAUAAAACUUAGUAUUUUAAUUGCAUCCUUACCUCUCAUACUGUACCUGCUCUUUAGGACGCAGGCUUCUAAGCUGAUAGAUUGCCCAAAUCUUGACAUCCUGACUAGUGCAGCAUAUCUUUGCUGGUCAUACAGCAGACAGGAGUCAGACACCUAUUAGAAAUACUUUGUGGUGGGAAACCUUUUCCUGGUAGCAGCAAGAAUAUGUGCCAGAAAAUAGCAGGCACCCUGUUAAACAGUGCCCCCCCCCCCCACCCAGUUACAACUUUUAUACACCCCUUGUAGUGGCGGGUGGGGUCUUCAGGAGCACACAGGUUUGUUGAGAGCAGUGAUGGGCCUUCUCUCACCAACUGGGGUGCUGCAUGGCACAGGGUACUUAGCUCAGGUGCAAGGAAUACACCUGCUUGGUGAAAACAUUUAUGCAGAUAACGAGAUACAUAGAGUGUCAGUUAAUCAAGAAGAACUUUCACCUUGUACCCUCUGAGAAUCUGUCAGGAACAGAGAUAGCUGGUAAGACAUCAACCAAGCACUGAGUAUUUUAUGUUUUGUCAAGAGACUGAGAGAAUUAUGCUGUUCUCUCCACCCUGUAUUGAAGAAUUCAGGCCAGAAGCCAAUUAAAGUUCAUAAAGUCUGUUUUUAAAUGUCUCUAAGUUUUGUUUUGUCUUGUUUUUUUCUGUCCUCUCUUUUAAGAAAGCUGUGCAUUUGUAUAUUAAGUUGCAUAGGACUUCUAAAUAGCAGGCUAGCUGUAUGAAGCAACUCUUUAGAUGCCAUUAAAUGUGUCUUUCAGAAAGGUUCUUCGUAGAUUCUCCCUUUUAGAAAUGCAAAAUAAUAAAAAAAAAAAAUUAAUGGCAAAGGCAAAACCAGGGUGAAUUUCACAGCAGGACAUCUCUGACUGAUAGGCCAGGUUAGUUGUACAGGCUGUAGAUGAUAUUGUAGAACUCACAGCUCAGAUGCCCAGUAAUCACGAGGAAAUAUGUAUUCCUGAUGGAUGAUAUUUCUAGCGCUCGAUCCCUAAUGCAGUUCUGUGUGUUAAACAGGGCUCUCUGUCUUGGUAAAUAGUUAACAGUUCUCUGAAAUUUGACAGAUACUUCAGGGUGUAUAUUUUUUACUGUGUAGCUGUGCAGCAAGUUUUACUGGUAAGUUUUUUUCUGUUAACAGCUGUAUUAAAUUUUUCCCUUUUUACAGAAUAGGCCUGUGCUAUCAUUUCAAAUUUUAGGAAGCCAAAUUCCGUUGUAAUAGGGAAUUAAUCACUGUUCUUCUUACAUGAAUAUCUAGAGAAACCUGGGUAGAUGUAACAGGCCUGAAGCAGGAGCCAGUGAUCCAGUGCAUCAUCAUAUGGCCUGCAAGUCUUGAGCCCGGCUGGAGGCCUUAGUGCUCUGACACCAGCUAUAGCGCUAGGCCAUCACAUCACUGUUUUGUGUUUUAGAAACGAGUGUGCUGAAGUUCAGAGCACACCUUUGACAUUUUUUCAACCUGGUUAAAACACUGAGGUAUGUAGUGGAAUUUAUUGAUUGAUUCCGCUUGUUUCAAUUUAUAAAACUUGCAAAGCUAAACUCCAGUGGAAGCUGAACCACACUGGGCUGAACUAAACCUGUGUACGUGUUUGUUCAGUGGUCUGACAGAUUUUGUCUUUCAGAAAGAUGUACCUUCAAGUUUGUCCUUUAGACACCACCAGAUGUACUUUGAAGUUGGAAAAAUUGCUGUCCUACCACACUGGGUAAAAUACUGAAGUAAAACGAGCACUAAGAUAACUACAAGUUUUAGUAUGUUGCUGUGAGAAUAGUCUGUUAGGCUGGCAUUGCUUUAAAAAAAGAUUGUCACACAAAGUUAGAAUAUAAGACAUUUUAUAUGCCUUGAAACAAUUCACUAAUAAGAAGGUAUUAUAAAAAAAUAUAGUCAUUACUUGUGUGGUUGAUGUAGUCAAGAUUUGAAUUUUUAUUUUUUUUUAAUAUUGCUCACACUUGAAGAACAUGUUUGCAAUGCGGCCUUCAUUGAGUUUUGUGAGUUUUCUCUCUUGAAGUCCAUGUGUUCACUGCUUGUUUAGCUGUCUUUUAAACUAUCUUGUUGACAUGCUGCAUAAGUAAUGAAAAAGAAGGGUUUCCAUCUUUAACUUUCUAUAUUGAAUUAUCAGAAAAAAAUAUAUUUUUUUAAUUUCUGCACUUGAAGUGUUUGUGCCUUGAGUCAGGGGGUUAAAGGGAGCCUUUUGCCUUAUGCUACAGAGACAAGAUAGUGGAAUUUCAUCCAUCAGUUUCAUAAUCCUAUCAUUACUGCACUUUAGGGUUUUGCAUAGUGAUGAGUUUCUUCUUUGUGCUUGAAAAAAAAGGAAGAAUGCUCUCAGGAGUUCUGAAUUUUGUUCUCUGCUUCUUAGAACUCUAGAAGGCUGGAAAGUUGCUGGAAUGGCUGGAAUGACAAAUCUGGCUGUGAUAGUCUCUGUUCUUACAAAUUUGCUGUGGGGGGUACCUUGAAAUUCUGUUUACUUGUAAGGGUUAUAAACUUUAACGUUAAAAUCCUCUAUUAUAAUUCUCUGU
Messenger RNA from Oxyura jamaicensis (ruddy duck), 3460 nucleotides. It is a transcript of the gene TMA16, whose product is annotated as translation machinery associated 16 homolog. The transcript has 7 exons. Gene Ontology annotation, cellular component: nucleus. The record is from RefSeq and is a predicted model, not a curated record. Lineage: Eukaryota; Metazoa; Chordata; Aves; Anseriformes; Anatidae. The coding region runs from base 156 to 725 and encodes 189 amino acids.